Messenger RNA from Vidua chalybeata, 2132 nucleotides. It is a transcript of the gene HAO1, whose product is annotated as hydroxyacid oxidase 1. The transcript is spliced from 8 exons. The record is from RefSeq and is a predicted model, not a curated record. Lineage: Eukaryota; Metazoa; Chordata; Aves; Passeriformes; Viduidae. Gene Ontology annotation, molecular function: FMN binding; oxidoreductase activity. The coding region runs from base 10 to 1122 and encodes 370 amino acids.
UCUGCAGACAUGUCUGGCAAGCCAGUGUGCAUUGCUGAUUUUGAGGAGUAUGCUAAAAGCUUUCUACCCAAAUCCGUGUACGAUUAUUACCGAUCUGGGGCGGAUGACCAGGAAACCCUGGCAGAUAAUGUUGCAGCAUUUUCCAGGUGGAAACUGUACCCGCGGGUGCUCAGGGACGUGUCAGUGAUGGACCUGUCCACCUCUGUCCUGGGCCAGAGGGUCACCGUGCCCGUGUGCGUGGCCGCCACGGCGAUGCAGCGCAUGGCUCACCCCCACGGAGAGACGGCGACCGCCAGAGCCUGCCAGGCCAUGGGGACAGGGAUGAUGUUGAGCUCCUGGGCCACUUCCUCCAUCGAGGAGGUGGCUGAGGCAGCCCCAGCUGGCCUUCGCUGGCUGCAGCUCUACGUGUACAAGGACCGGCAGGUGACGGCGUCGCUGGUGAGGCGCGCCGAGAGAGCCGGCUACCGAGGGAUCUUCGUCACAGUGGACACCCCGUACCUCGGCCGGCGCCUCGCCGACGUGCGCAACAAGUUCCAGCUGCCCCCGCACCUCAGGUUAAAAAACUUCUCGAGCAGUGAGCUGGCAUUUUCCUCAGGGAAGGACUUUGGAGAGAACAGCGGGCUGGCUGUGUAUGUCGCUGAGGCCAUCGAUGCCACAGUCAACUGGGAGGACAUCAAGUGGCUGCGGGGGCUGACCUUGCUGCCCAUCGUGCUGAAAGGGAUCCUCAGAGCUGAUGAUGCCAAAGAAGCUGUAAAGAUUGGGGUAAAUGGGAUCCUGGUGUCAAAUCACGGAGCACGACAGCUUGAUGGGGUCCCUGCUACUAUUGAUGUCUUGCCUGAAAUCGUGGAGGCUGUGGAGGGGAAGGUGGAGGUGUUCCUGGAUGGUGGUGUGAGAAAAGGCACGGAUGUUCUCAAGGCACUGGCUCUUGGUGCCAAAGCUGUUUUCAUUGGGAGACCUGUCCUCUGGGGACUGGCAUAUCAAGGUGAAGAAGGAGCAAAAGAAGUUCUCCAGAUGCUGAAGGAAGAGUUUCGCCUGGCAAUGGCACUGACAGGAUGCCAGAGAGUAGAAGAAAUUGGCAGGACACUGAUCCGAAGACAUCAAGUAUUGUUUUCCAAGAUUUAGGUCUGAAGACUUUUGCCUUGUGUGUUGCCUGUUGUGCUUCCAGACAAAAUCCAACUGCAUUCCCUCUGUGGGCCUCCUCCUGCAAUCCUGACUGAGGGAACGCUCUGCUCUGUAGGAAAUCACUGGUUGAAGAAAGAACUCAAAGCAAAUUUUACAGGUGUUUCUAAAUCUCUCAGGCUCUUAAGGAAAGCUGCUACAUUGGGAGGUGUGAUUAGAGAUGGGCCUUUAUAUGAGACCAGCAUAAGAACUUCAAGGUGUUUCGCAACAAAUGCUGAUAAUUAAUUUCCAUGCCUAGGAGUAAUUUAGCUAUUAAAGUGAAACUAUAAACAGAAAUGCUGAAAUUUAAAAUGCAAAAGAUGCUUCUUGCUCUCUGUUUAGAGAAACUAGACUGUAGAUUGUAGAGAUUAAAUCUUGCUUUCUUAUGAACAGGGUGUCCUUUCCCUAGUGACUUUAUAAGCAUCUGGGCCUUGUGGCACGUAGGCUGUAGGAGCCCAGAGGACUCUUAGUUGUAAGGAACCAAAGAGCAAAGGCAAAUGGGGGAAACUUGGGGAAAUUCAGCUGUUUAAGUGGCACAAGUCCUCUGCAAUCAGACAGCUGUUGUGUACAUGCAUUGGAUGUACGUCAGAUCCUUGGCUAAUGCAAAUCCCUGUAGCCCAAACUGUGCCAGCUGCCUCCACCUGGAGCUCCGAGUCACAUUUUUCACCUGGACUGAUUUGCUAAUAGUGGCAAGGGAAGGCUGACGCUGCCUGUGAGAGUUUGUAGAAUUUGCAGCCAUGUGCAAAAGGGAAACUUGAAUAAUUGAGGCAUUAACCCAUGACUUGGGAAGAGCCUAGUGGCUCUAUUAAGUUUCCAUGCACACCCUUAAGUCAGAUAAAUCUUGGUGUUCUUCACUCUGCUCAUGAGGAGGAUGCAGAGACACGCGGGAUCUGUGCCUCUGUUCUCUGAAUAACCCAAAUAUCCUGAAUUAAUGAGAAAUUUUGCAACUGUAAAGAAUAAAGGAGAUAAGACUA